AGGGGGACAGAGACAGGGGGACAGAGACAGGGGGACAGAGACCCCGAGAGGGACAGGGACCCCGAGAGGGACAGGGGGACAGAGACAGGGGGACAGGGGGACAGAGACCCCGAGAGGGACAGAGACCCCGAGAGGGACAGCGAACCGAAAGAGACAAGAUGCUGACCCUGCCGCCCAUCGUGAAGGGCUCCGAGGCGCGAUCGGGGGCCCAGGGAGGGAAGGGAUCAGGGACGACCCCCACGAAGGGGAACUCCCACCACAGAGGUCCCGCGAGUCUGGGGGCCCGGGGAGCUGAGGCCGGGGGCCGCACCACUCACAGGCUGCACGUGGACCCGCUGCGCGACGUGUGCACCUCCCUGCUCCGUGAUGGUCACGUGGGCGCCUUCACGGAGCUGUUCCGCGCCGUGCGGGAGCGUCGCGCCGCGCGCCUCGCCGCGGACCCCGGCUCCACGCUCGCCCUGGAGCCGCCCCUGGAGCAGCAUCCGCGGGAGCUGCACGACCUGGCGGCCCUCCUCAGUCGCGCGGAGGACGCGGCACGGGCCGGAGACGCAGACGCACAGUGCCAGACGCUGCUCUCCCUGGCCGAGCGCUUCAGGGGCAGUGGCGUGGCGCCGUGGCUGGAGGGACGCGCCCUGCGCCUGUGCCUGGAGGCGUCGCGCGAGGCAGGCGGGGGGCCACGCGAGGCCGAGGCCCUGGCACGGCUCGGGGAGGCGCGACACGGCCACGGGGACCUCGAGGGGGCCCUGCCGGUUCUGCGGGAUUACCACGCGCUGGUGCGGGCCCAGGGUUGGCGGGACGCGUCGGGACGGGAGCACGAGGCGCGCUCCUCCACCCUGCUCAGCCGCCUCCUCACGGAGCUCGGCCGCCGGGCCCUGGAUAGAGGAGAGGCCCAUGAGUCGCUGGGGCCCCUGCAGGAAGCCCUGAGCCUCGCCCGUCACGGGCAGGAGAGCCGUGCACAGCAGGAGGCCUCCUACUGGCUCGGCCUGGCGCUGCUGGACACGGGCGACACCGACUCGGCACUGCAGCGCCUGCUCGCCGCCGAGGAGUUGUCCGUGGCGCUGCAGGACGCGGCCGCGAGGGCCCGCGCCACGCGCUCCGUGGCGGAGGCGCUGCUCAGGCUGGGCCGCGUCUCCGAGGCGCAGCGUUCCCUGGAGCGGCUGCUGGAGGCGACGCGGCAGUCGGGGGGACAGGAGGAGGAGCUGCUGGACGCGAGCUGUCGCCUCGCGGACAUCCACCUCGCCAAGGGGUCCGCGCGGACCGCGUGCCGCCUGCUGGACGCGGCGCUGGAGCGUGCCCGAGCGGGGCCCGCUGAGGGGGCCUCGUCGUCCUCGGUUCCCCGCGGCCUCUCCGAGUCGCUGCUGACGGAGGUGCGCGCGCGCUGCGGCGUGGCCCGCGCCGCGCUGCUCUUCCCGGCCCUCGCCGCCGACCUGGCGCUCCCCGGCCUGGCGCGGGCCGGCCCCGCCUCGGGCCCCGCCUCGGGCCCCGCUCGCGGUGCCCUCGAGCGCCUCCUCGCCUGGAAGGACUCGCGCCGCGGAUACUCCCUGGAGGCCGAGUUGGGAGCCGAGGGGGACGAUGACAAGGAGGAGGAGGAGAGCGACGACGGCUCCGAGAGCCCCCGGGGGGACGUGGGCCCGAGCGGAGCUCAGGGGGUGGGUGGGGCCGUGACCUCGGCAUGAGCGGGGUCAAGGGGCUCGUGGGACCCCCGUCGCGGGGUCGCGUGGUGUUGCUCGUUUAUGUUUCGCCUCCUCGCUUGGCGCCUUCAUUGCGAAGCGUGGGGGUGGGGAUCUCUCUACUGAAGGCCACAUCGGACUUUCAAAUUACAGUCCCCCCAUCCCCAGCCCCACACACCCACGAACGCACCCACAGCUCAGCGAGACGCCCUCUUGCAUUGGCACGAGUGGCCGGGCGUUGCGCUAACACGAGACGCGUUUUGCUGUUGCCAGGACGAACGUACCCCCCCCCCCCCCCUCGAGUAUCCGGUUAGUGCGGCUAAGACGCCCGCAGUGACGGACAGACGGGGCGGAGUAAAUGAAGUUCGAGCCGCGGGCCGUUGGGGGGUCCUCCACCUCUGCCGAUUCGUUUGGGUUCCUCUCCCGGCCGUUCAGUUGGUUUUGUUCUCGCUCCUCGCGGUCUCCGCGCUGUGCGGGUCCCGCGGAGGGUCUCUGGUUCCGCAACCUCCACGCGCCCUGCCGCCCACCCCCCGCUCCCCCCUCCCCUCCACCCCCCGCUCCCCCUCCCCUCCAUCCCUCCCCACUAAUAAAGCAUCUCUUUAACGCUAAUUUGCCGACGCCCAUUAAUUAUUGACGCGGAGCCGCGCACCCCGAGGGGUAAUGAGUUAGAGCCCCCCCCCACUCCCUCUCUCCCCGCUCUCUCUCUCCCUCUCUCCCCGUCGCGGACCCGGCCUCCCCGUGGAUCCGCUCCGUGAGAAGCUCGCGGGCGCAUGCGCGGCCGCGGGCACAGCCUGAGGCGCAGCCCGAGCGGGGACCGGCGGGCACCCCCCCCCCCCACUGCUCCCUCCUGCACUCCCUCCCUGCUCCCCACCCCAUGCUUCCCUCCCCUCAACCCAGCGCUCCCCUCACUCAUCCGCAGCCCUCCCUUCUGCGAGGCUCCCUC
This is a messenger RNA of Lethenteron reissneri (Far Eastern brook lamprey), 2613 nucleotides long. RefSeq names its product tetratricopeptide repeat protein 29-like. Lineage: Eukaryota; Metazoa; Chordata; Hyperoartia; Petromyzontiformes; Petromyzontidae. Gene Ontology annotation, biological process: cilium movement. Gene Ontology annotation, molecular function: protein binding. The record is from RefSeq and is a predicted model, not a curated record. Gene Ontology annotation, cellular component: cilium.